Vollenhovia emeryi is the source of this 4374-nucleotide messenger RNA. RefSeq names its product structural maintenance of chromosomes protein 3 (gene SMC3). Gene Ontology annotation, molecular function: ATP hydrolysis activity; double-stranded DNA binding; ATP binding. The record is from RefSeq and is a predicted model, not a curated record. Gene Ontology annotation, cellular component: chromosome. The transcript has 19 exons. Bases 175 to 3780 code for a protein of 1201 amino acids. Gene Ontology annotation, biological process: mitotic sister chromatid cohesion. Lineage: Eukaryota; Metazoa; Arthropoda; Insecta; Hymenoptera; Formicidae.
ACCUGGGGACUUUUCGCGGCCGUCCAGCCUGCGUGUUAUACAAAUGUCGCUCUGCCAACGAAACGGUCGGAUGUUUUCGUCGCGCCUGGCGUCAGGAAGUCUCGCAUGCCCGGUCGCGUCGUCUUUGCGCAGCGUCGACACGAAUGAUAGGCGCGCCUGACUCCUCGUCGCAUCAUGUUCAUCAAGCAGGUGAUCAUCCAAGGAUUUAAAUCGUACCGCGAGCAGACGGUCGUCGAGCCUUUCGACCCGAGGCACAAUGUAGUGGUUGGCAGAAAUGGAUCCGGCAAGAGUAACUUCUUCUAUGCCAUUCAGUUCGUACUGAGCGAUGAGUUCUCUCACCUCAGACCGGAGCAGAGGCAGGCGCUGCUGCACGAAGGGACGGGGCCUCGUGUUAUAUCUGCCCACGUAGAAAUCAUAUUUGAUAACUCCGAUGGGAGAUUGCCGAUUGACAAAGAUGACAUUUUUUUAAGAAGAGUGAUCGGAUCCAAGAAGGACCAAUAUUUCCUCAACAAAAAAGUCGUGACGAGAAACGACGUGAUGAAUUUGUUGGAGUCAGCAGGAUUUUCUAGGUCCAAUCCGUACUACAUUGUGAAGCAAGGAAAGAUAAACCAAAUGGCAACGGCACCAGAUUCGCAAAGAUUAAAAUUGUUACGGGAGGUGGCAGGUACGAGGGUAUACGAUGAUAGAAGGGAAGAGUCAAAAUCCAUUUUGAAAGAAACGGAAGGGAAGCUGGAGAAGAUCGAGGACUUUCUGCGAACAAUAGAGGAGCGUUUAAAGACGCUCGAGGAAGAGAAGGAGGAAUUGAAGGAGUAUCAACGUUGGGACAAACAGCGUCGUUGUUUAGAAUAUACGAUCCACGAACGCGAACUUAAGGAAAAUAAGAGAAAAUUGGAAGAGCUGGAGGAGUCGAGGGCGAAUAGUGGAGCCGAACAGGCGAGAUUGGGUGCGGAAGCAAAAACGGCCCAAGAGAUGGUACGCGCCGCUACAAAGAGGCUAAAGGAAGCGAAGAAGGAAGUGCAGUCUGCCAAAGAAGAGAGAGAUACACUUAGUGCAGAGCAGCAGCAAUUACUGAAAGAAAAGAACAAGUUGACUUUUACCAUUAACGAUUUGUUGGAGGAGGUAAAAGGUGACAACGACAGUAAGAAACGCGCCCAACAAGAGUUGGAAAAGUUAAAAGCUAAUAUUGCUGUUCGGGAAGAUGAGUUAAAAUCUCUUAAGCCGGAGUAUGAACGAAUGAAACGCGUCGAGGAGGAGUGUACGCGAGAAUUGCAAUUAAAAGAGCAGAAACGUAAAGAAUUGUAUGCUAAACAAGGCCGUGGCAGUCAAUUCACUACCAAGGAUGAAAGGGACAAGUGGAUACAGAAUGAACUUAAACAGCUGACGAAACAGAUAAAAGAUAAAGAAGAGCACCAGAAAAAGAUAAGCGAAGAUUUAAAAUGUGAUGCGGAAAAACAGAUUGCCUUGGAGAAGAAAAUAGGAGACCACACGCGCGAGAUGGAACGACAGCGUGCGUCAAUAGAUGAUCAUAACAAACAAUAUUAUGAGCUCACAAAGUCGAAGGAUCAGUGUCAAGCAACUCGAAAAGAACAGUAUCGACAGGAGAGUGUGUUGCAAUUAAAUUUAUCUGGUCUAAAAGAAGAUUUGGCGAAAGCAGAUCAGAGUCUAAGAUCCAUGGCUGGCAAGCCUAUUUUAAAUGGCAGGGACAGCGUACGCAAAGUACUAGACACUUUUCGUGGACGGAGAGAUAUGGCUAAUGAAGUGAGCAGCUACUACGGGCCUGUAAUUGAAAAUUUCAACUGUGACAAGAGCGUUUAUAUGGCUGUUGAAGUAACUGCUGGGAAUCGACUGUUCCAUCAUAUUGUGGAGACCGAUAAGUUUGGCACGAAAAUUUUAAAAGAGAUGAACAAUCAGCGAUUACCAGGAGAAGUAACGUUUAUGCCACUAAAUAGGCUCCACGUAAAGGACAUUGAUUAUCCGCAAACCUCCGAUGCUAUACCUAUGAUAUCAAAGUUGAAUUACGAUCCCAAAUUUGAUAAAGCACUAAGAUAUAUAUUUGGAAAGACUUUGAUCUGUCGUAAUCUGGAGGCAGCGACGACUUUGGCGCGGGAUUCCGGUUUAGACUGUGUUACCUUAGAGGGAGACCAGGUUUCAUCCAAGGGCUCCUUAACUGGCGGAUAUUUCAACACGCUGAGGUCACGACUUGAGAUACAAAAGACAAGAUCGGAAUUAAUGUCACAGAUUUCUACUCUCGAGACCCAAUUAACGACGCUUAAGGAGGAAAUCAGAAAGGCGGAUCAAAAUAUUAGUUCUUACGUUAGCGAAAUGCAGAGGACUGAAACCAGAAAUAGUAAAGCUAAAGACAUAUAUGAUAAAAUGAAAGCAGAGAUACGUCUUAUGAAGGAAGAAUUGAGUGCUAUAGAAAGGUACCGCACGCCAAAAGAAAGAAGUCUUGCACAGUGCACAUCAAAUUUGGAAGCAAUGCGCGCGACUAAAGAUGGCCUGGAGAAUGAGUUACAUCAAGAACUUAUGGCGCAAUUAUCCGUUGCGGAUCAGCAUCAGGUUGACACUUUAAAUGAUGACAUAAGACGCCUAACAAAAGAGAACAAAGAGGCGUUUGCAAAACGAAUGCAAUUAGAAGCUGAGAAGAAUAAGUUGGAGAACUUGUUAACAAACAACUUGGUGAGAAGAAAGGAUGAGCUAGUUCAAGCUCUGCAAGAGAUAUCUGUUGAAGAUCGACAACGGCAGCUUGACUCGUCAAAGAUCCAGUUGGCGGAUAUCGAAAAGAGACUGGUGAAAGUAAAUGAGGACUUUAAAGCACAAAAUGAAAAAGUGACCAAUGCCAUGAAGAAACAAAAAUCAGAGUCUGCUGAAGUCGAGAAAUGGAAAUUGAAAGAAAAAGAGGCGCAAGAGAAAAUAGAAGCAGACGCGAAAGAUUUAGAGAAAUUAGCAAGCAAGUUAAAUAUCUUGCAGCAGAAAAUAGUAGAAUGUACACAGAAGAUCACUGAACUCGGCGCAUUGCCUAGUCACGAGGCUUAUUCUAGAUUUAAUACAAUGUCGACGAAACAGCUUUUUAAGGAAAUGGAAAAGGCAAAUAAUCAUUUGAAAAAAUAUAGCCAUGUGAAUAAAAAGGCUUUAGAUCAGUUCAUGUCCUUCAGCGAUCAGAAAGAAAAAUUAGUUAAACGGAAGGAAGAGUUGGACCGAGGUGACGAGAAAAUAAAAGAACUCAUGUCGGUACUUGAACAACGCAAAUGCGAAGCUAUACAGUUUACAUUUAAGCAGGUGAGCAAAUAUUUCAGCGAAGUAUUCAAAAAGCUUGUACCUUCGGGGCAUGCACAGUUGGUCAUGAAAACUGCAAACGGCGAUGAAGGAGAUGAUGGCACAGCAGAGUCAGAUUCUGAUAGAUUUAUUGGCGUAGGCAUAAAAGUGUCAUUUACGGGACACAGAGGUGAGAUGCGAGAGAUGAACCAAUUAUCCGGUGGACAAAAGUCACUCGUAGCGUUGGCCCUGAUAUUCGCAAUACAAAAGUGCGAUCCUGCACCGUUUUAUUUAUUCGACGAAAUCGAUCAGGCGUUAGACGCGCAACACAGAAAAGCGGUAGCGGACAUGAUUCACGAACUUAGUUCUGACGCCCAGUUCAUUACCACGACAUUCAGACCGGAACUGCUGCACCAUGCGAACAAAUUUUACGGAGUAAAGUUCAGGAAUAAAGUUUCGCAUGUCGAAUGCGUGACGCGGGAAGAAGCGGCCGAUUUCGUCGAGGACGAUACAACGCAUGGUUGAAAUAAGAAUAUUUUAUUUAUGAAUUCCACAAUCAGAAAAUUUCUUAUUGUCUUCUUUCUUCGUGCAUUCAGGAAAUAAUACACAUAUACACAUACACAGACACACGCACGCGCACGUAUAAACGGAUCAAUUUUUACUGUGAUCUCCGUUGAGAUUGUCUUCACAUUUAUAGCUUUUUUUUUUUUAAAGAUACUUUACGGUAAGGAGAAAAUUUUUAUUUUUUAUUAUACAAUUUGCAGAAAUUCGUACAGAUCAUCGCAGUGUGCGGCAUAACAGAGUUAUGUUAUAUUACGAAUUCUAAUGGAGAAUAAAAUGAAUCAAUGUUUAAUUUAAUAUAAUAUUUGUUUUGCAACAGAUUGCUUAUUGUGGAAACAUUACAAAAUAUGAUUAUUGAAUUUUGGUAUAUAUAUAUAAAAACUGUUUUUUAUAUUAUAAUAUAAACUUUAUAGAAAAAUAAAAGAUAACUAUGAUAAGAAGUACAGUAAUAUCAAUUUGUGACGAAGUCGUAGAAUGGUCGUAUCCCAUAAUAAUCAGCAUAGUUUUUUAAGUAGAUAUAACAGAGGUGUUAAAUAAGGACAAUAAAUAUUCCCAAGU